This is a messenger RNA of Pieris macdunnoughi, 264 nucleotides long. Lineage: Eukaryota; Metazoa; Arthropoda; Insecta; Lepidoptera; Pieridae. The record is from the annotation of a GenBank genome assembly.
AUGUUGGUAGCCAAAUACUCGGCUUUGAUAGAACCCAUACUCCAAUCUGUAGCUUUGGACGUGGUCAAAGACUCGGAACACCAAUCAUCCAGCAGAAAGCCAUUCAGAAUACUGGAAGAUGUCUUUAGUAAUACCAUACUUGGUUCAAUGAUCACCUCCCUUGAAGUACGUUUUGCUGAAGAAAACACGCCAUCAUUCGCAUUAUCUAAGUUACACCCGGCGCAGAUGCAAAUGACGACAACUGAAAAUCAGCAUGUGCAGUAG